Harpegnathos saltator (Jerdon's jumping ant) is the source of this 5755-nucleotide messenger RNA. RefSeq names its product E3 ubiquitin-protein ligase mind bomb 2 (gene mib2). The transcript is spliced from 12 exons. Lineage: Eukaryota; Metazoa; Arthropoda; Insecta; Hymenoptera; Formicidae. Gene Ontology annotation, biological process: protein ubiquitination. Gene Ontology annotation, molecular function: ubiquitin-protein transferase activity; protein binding; zinc ion binding. Gene Ontology annotation, cellular component: cytoplasm. Bases 772 to 3789 code for a protein of 1005 amino acids. The record is from RefSeq and is a predicted model, not a curated record.
CGAAAACGUCGUGUUGGCCGCUCUUAGCUUCUUCUCUGGUGCUACUAUCUCAAUUUGUCGGUAAAAACAAUAGCGACUUGUAGCGUAGACUUCGGAACUACGUUUCAGAAAAACAGCCAUCCCGCAGAGCUCAAAUUUAUUCCCAAGUAGUAUGACUCAACGAUGAAUAACGCCUUUUUAUAUUCAAGUAGUACGACUUAACAAGAGCUACCGCCUUUUUAUUUUCAAACAGUGCAAUUUAACGACAGAUCAGAGUCUUUAUCUUCAAGUAGUACUAACAAGUCAGAAAACUUUUCUAUUGUCAAAUAAUACAGCUUCACGGCAGACCGAUGCCGCGUCGUGUCGAUGAUCAAAUCAACGUUGUCGACUGAUGGAGAUGUUACUAGUGGGAUGCAUUUGUAAGGUCGACUGUCAUCAGCAGUGAAGACGUAAGGACCCUAUCACUAUCGUCACCACCACCACUAUCCUCGUCACCACUGACAUUACCACCACUACCUACGCAGUUCUUCAUCGUCGUGCCGGCGAUGGAGCGUGCGUAAUUCUACGGCAAUGAUGCUGCGUAAUGUCGGCUUUUCCCCACGGACCGUUUCCAACUACCGCACGCGUCUCGCCACCACCAGCCACGGCAGUAUUCGCCAGAUACGAUCUCACGGAUUAUCGGCUACGUCGGCCGCGCCGCCGCUCCGCUGCAUAUGAUUCAUAGGGACCGUGCUCGUAGGACCGAGCUCGAGCUUGUAUCAGGAUUAGAAGCCAAAUUUUAUACGCUUGAAGAUGUUAGAAGUUGGUCUAAGAGUUGUUCGUGGUCCAGAUUGGAAGUGGGAUGAUCAGGAUGGCGGCGAAGGACAUGCUGGGACAGUAGUGGAGAUUGGGAAGCCUCCAUUUACAGGAAACUCGGCUUCUAGUCCAAAUCCUGCUGAUCGGACGCCGGAUAAGACGGUAAUCGUCCAAUGGGACCAUGGCUCCAGAAGUAAUUACAGAAUUGGAUAUCAAGGUGCUUAUGAUCUACUGGUAUUUGAUAAUGCAUCCGCUGGCAUCAAGCACUCCAAUAUCAUCUGUGAUGGAUGCAAAAGGCACGGGAUAAGCGGCAUCAGGUGGAAGUGCUCGCAGUGCUUUGAUUAUGAUCUCUGCACACAGUGCUACAUGGGCGACGUGCAUGACUUGACGCAUACGUUUAAGCGGUUUCAAACAGCUAAUGCCGUGGGGGUUCAAUUAACACCAAGAGAAGGCUGUACCAAGAUGCCGUUAAAGGGAAUCUUCAUAGGGGCAAAGGUCAUUCGUGGUCCGGAUUGGGAGUGGGGAAAUCAAGACGGAGGCCGUGGGAAAACAGGCAGGGUCAUGGAUAUACGAGGAUGGGACAAUGAGAGUUGUCGGUCCGUUGCCACAGUCACAUGGUCUACGGGCAGCACGAAUGUGUAUCGAUUGGGCUACAAGGGUUGUGUGGACUUGUGCUACGUGGAGGAAGCCAAGUCCGGUACUUAUUACAGGGAGCAUCUCCCGCUACUCGGCCAGCCGGUAAUGACUAUUCCGGACAACGGGAACAACUCGACAACGGCCAAGAACGGCGGUGUCACCAAUGCUACGUCUAGUCCGCACCAUCUAACGUUCAAUGUCGGUGACAGGGUGAAAGUGCUGCUCGAAGUUGAGAUGCUAAAGGAGAUGCAGGAUUCCGGCCAUGGCGGGUGGAAUCCGCGAAUGGCCGAAUGCAUAGGAAAGAUUGGCACGGUGCACCGAAUUACAGACAAAGGAGACAUUCGCGUGCAAUAUGAAGGCUGUAAUAAUAGAUGGACCUUCCAUCCGGGUGCUUUGACGAAAGUUACCAGUAAGGACGCGUUCGUCGUUGGUGAUGUGGUCAGAGUGAAGAGCGAUCUGACUGCCAUCAAGCAUUACCAACGCGGUCACGGCGAGUGGAUAGACGUGAUGAAAAAUGCGCUGGGAAAAACCGGAAAAGUAAUGAAGAUCUAUGCCGACGGUGACUUGCGUGUGGCGUUGGACAGUCACACGUGGACGUUUAAUCCGCUGAGUGUCGUCCUCGUCCCUGCCGGGACGAACGUGGCUGCUGCUACGCACUACGAUGCCAACAUAAUUAGAGAUCGCUCAGCUGAUGGUACCGACAGCGAAGUGGAGAAAUUGUUGAGGGAUGCAGCUAGAGGUGAGGCUGGUGUGGCCGCUGUGCGUGAAUUCUUGAAGAAGUAUCCGGGCAGGGUGGACGCGCGUGCUCCCGGCGGCGGCAAAAAAACGUGUUUGCAGGUAGCCGCGCACCAAGGCCAACGCGAUCUCUGCAACCUCCUGCUGGACGUUGGUGCCUCCUUACGGGCGGUGGACGAGGAUGGGGAUACGCCGUUACAUUAUGCAGCAUUUGGCAAUCAACCGGAGGUGAUGGAACUGUUGCUAUCCCGGGGAGCGACUAUCAACGCCGUUAACAAUGGCAGAUGUAGUGCCUUGCACGUGGCAGUGAACAAACAGCAUGCACAGUGCGUCAAGAUGUUGUUACGUUAUCACUGCGACAUCAAUCUGCAGGACUCUUACGGUGACACGGCGUUGCACGACGCGAUUGGGAAAGACGCGCUCGACAUAAUUGACGCGCUGUGUGCCUGCGAGAGAGUGGAUUUCAAGCUGCGGAACAAACGCGGUUUCAACGUGCUGCAUCAUGCCGCACUCAAAGGCAACGCUCACGCAACGGAGAAGUUGGUGGCGCGUGCACGGAACCUGGUGGACGUGAAGAAGGACGAUGGCUUCGCAGCGUUGCACUUGGCAGCGUUGAACGGUCAUAGGGAAGUCGCGGCGAUACUCCUGUCGCAGAACGGCGGCCGCGCUACGGUCGACCUGCGCAACAAUCGGCAGCAGACCCCACUGCAUCUGGCGACUUCACAGGGGCAUUGGUCUCUCGUCGAGCUGUUGGUGCAUCACAACGCGAAUAUCGCCUGUGCGGACGAAGACGGUGACACUGUGCUGCACAUUGCAAUCGCCAAGAGCCCGAAUCAACAGACCAUCGUGCCCACAACUGAGAGCAGCCGAGAUUCGCCGCUUAUAUACGCGAUCUGGCAGGCCCUGGCAAGACAAGGUGCAAAGACUGAAUUAGCAUUAGCUUGUUUCUUGGUGAGUAUAGACGUAAGUUGCACGCUUCUCGAAACGGCGAAGAAUCACAAGGAGAAGACGCCGCUCGAUCUUCUGGAGGCCGACCCGCAGGCAUCUCAGCUCGCCGAUCUUUUACGAUCUUACCGAUACCAAAAUCACAACACACAAUUAGAAAUAGAGAACAAUCCGCCAACCGGUUACAUAGAGCCGUCUACGUAUCGAAUAGAUAAUAUGUCACCGUCGGAAGGAUUGCGCGACGCGAGAAAGAGCAUACCCGGCGCCGGCGACGAUGCAGAAUGUCGGGAUUGUUCGGGGAUCGUAUCCGGCACGAAGCAAGAGAACCGAUUUGAUUCCGAUAGCGCGCUCGUUGGCUGUGCACAUUGCGGCCAUACGAUCGUCAAGAAGCAAACGAUUCAAGACGGUCAACUAGCGGCGGGCGAGGUCUCCAUAGCUAAUCCAGAGGACAACUCGCCCGAGGGCAAACGCAAGGAGGAGAUCAGCGAAAAGGAGAAGGACAAAGACUUGGAGCGAUUGCGUUACCUCGAGACCAGAGUCGCGGAUCUCGAGGAAGCGAAUAUGUGCAGCAUCUGCAUGGAACGUCGCCGUAAUGUCGCCUUCCUUUGCGGACAUGGUGCGUGCGAGCACUGCGCCGCACCGCUGAAGACCUGUCACAUGUGUCGUAAGACGAUCACGAAGAAGAUCAACUUGUAUUAAGAGAUCGGACGUCAGUUUUAAUAGCGACACACAUGUUUCUCUCAGGCAGAAGAGGGAUCGAUAUUUCGACGCGGCUGGUAGUGCGAGUAGAUUUGUGACUCGCGUGGAACGAUUUCGACGAGUUGUCAAGCUCGCGUUCUACUGUCCAAAUGGUCGAGAUCGUCUCAGAAGCGCGCAAACCAUGCGUUGCGAGUGGCGACAAAUGGAAACGGAAAUAAAAUUAUGUAUUUUGCAGCAUUAAAUGUUUCGACGUCUCUGGCGGUCGAUGAGAAGCAUUUUAUUCACUUACAGCUUGCUCUUCUCAAGUCUCGAAAAUCCUAUUUUUAAUCUCACAAGUGCGCUCUUGCGACUCGAAGUAAGUCCGCGCCACUUUUUCAUGUGCAAUAAUAGAUAUCACGUCGUCUACCGAGGUAUCGAUCUUCCUUCACGAGAGACGUCCGAUCGAGCGGCGAACAAUUAAGCGAGGAACCUGCUGAGCAUGAUCAGUAGGCAAUGUUUACCGAUCGAUUUAAACGCGCGAGGCGUUGCGCCCGGUUACGCUGACAAAUCGAAACUGCCAAAACCGUAGAGACGCGUUCUUCGCGACGUGAAAAAGGGACGCGAGAACCUGGCGAAUUCUCGACCACGAGAGGGAGCUCUCAUUGUUGCACCAACACCGUGCCAUAACGAGAUUUUUUACGCGUGACCAAGACCGCACGUUCGCUCGGAUACUGGCUGCAGCCGCACGCACUUUACGUUACGCUUUGUUGAUUUUGUCAGAGAUUAAUUAUUAAUUAGUUUAAUCGAUAGCGGUGCGAGCGCCGCUCGUGUCGUAUACCGGCGGACGUGCGCGACGUACGAACGUUGUUUGUGACAUAUGUACACAUCUUGUACACGCUUUCCUUUCUCCGCGAAUCGGCGCGAUCGCGCCUGUGCUUCAUCCCGUCCAUUUUUUAUCCCUUGUUUGAGAGGAGAGCGCGGAUGUGCCGAACGCGAAGUAGCCACGAGAGACAAGGUCGCGCGCUUCGACGAGUAGUAAAGUAGUAAAGCGCGAUGAGAAUCAAUCAGAGAAGCCCACAAACGAAACAUGUUCGUACAUAUCGCAUCACGCAUUAUCGCGAGGAAACGACGACGUAUUAUUUCUAUACGUGCGUGUUCGAAAACUUCCAAGACUUCCUGCGAACUUCUUACCACUUCUUGCCACGCAUUUGCGGGAGAGAAGAGGGGCACGCUCAAGAACGAUUUGAUCUUCGGUGCAAUUUUUUUAGAUGAUUUAGCAUGAGAAAGUUUAUUAGCAUCUUCCUUUUUAUAAUAGUCUGCAGAGCUGUUUAGUUCAAUGGAAGGGAUCUUUGUCGAUUCCAUUCACACGCCGCGUUGCCGUGUACAUUUAGAAAAGAACGUAAAGACAAUCCAUCAAAUGUUGCCGUUUGUGGCGAAAACAGAUCGAGAAAAAAAUGCACGUCGGAGAAUGCAAUUAAAUGGAGAUCUUUUAAAUAUUAAACAGACGGAAAAGGAGAGAUAGAGAGAAGAAAAGAGUGGUCGGUACGCAUUCGGUAAAAUCGCGUGGGACUUUGACUGUACUACAAUGUGCGACACUUGAAUUGUCCAUAUCAGCUUCAACGUGUGAAUGUACCCCCUUCUCUUCUACGACAUUUGCAUCGUUCGCUGGACACAUUUUGAGUAUUGAGUAAGAGAUAUUAUAUAGAGGGAAAUACACCCAGUCUUAUAGCCAAAUUUUCUAGAUAGUUGAAUUAUGCUCGUCGAGAGACCUUGUAUAAAGUAAUCCGUUUUGUGAUCGAUUGAGAUUGGGAGCAUGGAACCAAUUAAUUUUAAGCGCGCCCUCCGUUGCGAGAGAGCGCACGUCGAUUGAGAGACAUUUUUUCCACAGAAAGGCGUAUACAAUUCGCGUCGUUCACAUUAGCCGACAAUUACCGUGGUACAGGCUUAACCGCAAGGACGAAUCCUCAAGCAGUCGAAUUACCAGUAA